Molecule: messenger RNA, 318 nt
Organism: Symbiodinium necroappetens
Lineage: Eukaryota; Dinophyceae; Suessiales; Symbiodiniaceae
Source: the annotation of a GenBank genome assembly
AUGGAGCUCAUGAUCCGAGAUUCCUCGACACUCAGGGCCUUGGCUCCUCGCCUAGAGCCAGGCCAAGCUUCGGGCAAGCCAGAUGUCAGAACCUCUGCCAGCAGCCCUGGGGGGUCAGCCGCGAGCUUCAAAGGUGGUGCCCUGGCUGCCUCCUGCGGCACCCUCCGAGCCCUUACCCGAUCGCGGCCUCUGCGACGCCCUGGGCGCGCCGAGCGCGGCGUCGUGCGCAGGGCCCAGGGAUCUGCGCUGCUGCCGGAGCUGCCAAGACCCUCGGAGACCGCAGUGGUGUGGUUUCGUAGUGGAGAUCUUCGCGUGGAG